CGUCCAUCCAUUCACUUGUCCUUUUUACCUACCACAUACGCAGACGCAUCAAACAUUCGCUUUUUCAUUUUUUCUUGUUGACUGACACUCACUACGCGCAUUACAACUACAACAACACAUACACAGCAUACAAGAUGCCUGGUUCGAAAUCAACGCGAUCUGUCCUGGUGACAGGUACGCUUCUUUCGCUCGCAUCACAGGCGCUGGGACACAUGGAGAUGAGCUGGCCUUAUCCCCUUCACAGCAAAUACAACCCUUCAAACAGCUACACUGUCAUUGAUUACAGUAUGACAGCACCAUUGUUCAGCGAUGGUUCCAACUUCCCUUGCAAGGGCUACCAAAACGACCGACCCAUUGUUCCUGUCAUUACUUACUCAGCUGGAUCGACUUACAACAUGACUAUCGCUGGUAGCGCUGUUCACGGUGGUGGUUCGUGCCAACUUUCCUUGUCGUAUGACAAUGGUGCUACUUUCAGAGUCAUCAAGUCGAUGAUCGGAGGAUGUCCUUUGACCUCGACCUACGACUUUACCAUUCCUUCUUAUGCACCUAACGGAAACGCUCUUUUCGCAUGGACAUGGCAGAACGAGCAGGGUAACCGCGAGUACUACAUGAACUGCGCAGAAGUUGCCAUUUCAGGAUCUUCAGCAUCCAAGCGCGACACAUCGAGCUUCGAGGCUCUGCCGUUCAUCUGGAAGGCCAACGUCCCUGGUGUCAACACUUGCACAACUACUGAGGGUGAGGAUCCUGUCUACCCCAUGCCUGGACCUGAUGUUCUGUAUGGUGGCAAGAUGACCUCUUCGAGCCCAGCAAACUCCGUGGCUGGCGUCUGUGACGCAGCCACCCCUUUCGGCAAGGCCUACAAGAGUCUCGGCGAUACUGCAGACCCUCAAACCGCAACUGUUGGAGGCAACACUGGAUCUUCGCCUACCACUGUCAAGUCCGCCGCUUCGUCUUCUCAAGUCCCUACCACUUUGAAGUCGACUACCAAGACUUCCGCCGCAUCUUCUGCCGCAUCUAGCGUCAAGCAGUCCACUGCUUCCGUUCCUGUGAUUCAGAGCAGCAGCAUCAAGAGUUCCGCGUCGACCGUGGUAACUCUCUCGACCGUCAAUGCCGGAAAAUCAAAGACGAGUUCGACUACUCCUCUGCCCUCAGCAUCUUCCACCGACGACGAGUGCCCUUCAGAUGUCACCCUCACCGUCUACACCACCGCCGGCGCCACAGCAAAGACCUCCGUCGUCUCUUCUGCCGCAACUUCCGCAGCCUCGCCCGCCGCAUCUUCCACUCCCAUCGACCCAGACACUGAAUUCGCAACCGGAGACCUCAGCACAUACCUCCCCUGUGUCCCAGGCACCUACAUCUGCACCUCAGCAACCACAUGGGUGACCUGCGACAGCACAAUGUACUCCGACGGCAGCACAUCCUGGGUCUACCGCGACGCCCGCGUCCUCGGCAACGGCGCCUCCUGCGUCCCCUCCUUCUCCCCCUACUCUUCCUCCACCAAAGUCUACGCCCAACAAGCAGAUUCACCAGCCGGCUUCUACCGCGACGACCGCAUCGCCUACCCCUCUGGCGCGGGCGCUUGCGCGGAAAAUGGAGAUGUGCAAUGUGUGGGCACCACCGGGUUCAACAUGUGUAAUGACUUGGUUUGGUUCGGGAUGGGUGGGACUGCUAGUGGAACGAGCUGUAGCAAUGGGUUGUUGGUUGCUUCUUCGUAGAGCGGAAGGGGUUGCUGUUACUGCUUUUGCCGUGGUCGUUUGCUCAGGUUCCGCAGGGAUUGGUUUGUGAAGUCCCCUGCCAGCGAGACUUGGAUUUUUUUGUUCUUUCGUUUCUUUUCAUCACGCACAGCGAGUGGCGUUUUUUCCAUUCUUCUUUUUUUGCAGAGUUUUGAUGUUUCUCUGGGAAAAGGACCACCCCGAGAUCAGACUUUUUGCAAUAUCCUUCUUUUUUUUGUGUUUUUGGGGGAUUGCCACAAAUGGGCAAAGUGAUUGGGGGUUUUGGGGGAUCAUGGGAGGGGGGGGAAAAAUUGCAUGGAACUUGCAUGCGAAAGAAGUUUGUAUAUAGAUUAUACCAAAGUAUGUAGAACAACCACACACCACUUGUGCUGAUCCCAGCAGAGAAAGGAAAAGCCUUGGACAGGUAUUCCCCCUUCUCUCUUUUGGCGGUCGAACAAGGGAUGCACGAAAUAUCAAAAGAACCAUCAUCACAGAACA
Aureobasidium pullulans EXF-150 is the source of this 2210-nucleotide messenger RNA. RefSeq lists its product as uncharacterized. NCBI's taxonomy places the organism in Eukaryota, Fungi, Ascomycota, Dothideomycetes, Dothideales, Saccotheciaceae. The record is from RefSeq and is a predicted model, not a curated record. The coding region runs from base 135 to 1715 and encodes 526 amino acids. The transcript has a single exon.